GUUUCAAAGUGAAACAAGUGGGCUGCUACGUAUUGUGUCUGCGAGCUCAGGAACAGUCCUUAAACUUGGUCCGGCAUUGCUGCCAGAAGGCCGGCGCUGUUCUUAGGCCAGGCAUUGUAAGAUGCUACCCGCCAUGCAGCACCGUAUGGGCCGAGUGGCCGGCCCCGCGCGGGGUCUUGGCAACGCCCCUGCGCUUCGGCGCAUCGUUCCAGGCCAGAUGAACGGCCUGCGCGCCCGCAACUUGGUGGUGGUGCGUGAGGCUGCUGCCACCGACCUGGUGGAGGCCAAGCAGAAGGACGCCAACGGCAAGUCUUCGGUGGACGUGGACUCCACCGUCGUCCCCAACGCGCACCUCAGGAACGGCACCGUCGUCUACGACGCCCGCACCAACGGCAACGGCAACGGCGCCGCUCACGCCGCCAGCAAUGGUAACGGUAACGGCAACGGCGCCAAGCUGCCCAGCCCGCCGCCCGUGCUCCCCAGCAAGCCGGUGGCCGUGCCGGCCGCGCCCGCCGCGGCCGCGGAGGCGCCGGCCGCGGUGGCGCCGCCCAGGCCUGCCGCCACCGUCAACGGCUCGGCGGCUCGGGCGGCCGGCUCGGCGCUGAGCACCCAGUCUCUGGACAACGCCAUGGACGCCCAGGCGGCCGGCCAGAUUGAGACGGUGGCGGCGACGGGUGCGGCGAAGAAGCCGACCAGCGCGGCUGGCACGCCGUACGCCAACCCCGGCGGCCGCUGGAGCCAGUUCAAGACCUACUCCACAUUCCAGCGCACGUACGAGAUCUGGAGCUUCGCCUUCCAGUUCGCGUGGCGCUACGCGCUGCUGGGCCAGAAGUGGAGCUACGGCAAGGCGGGCAUGACGCCGGAGGCGGUGUCGGCGCGCAAGAAGGAGCUGGCGGUGUGGCUGCGUGAGGGGCUGGUCAAGCUGGGGCCCACCUUCAUCAAGAUCGGCCAGCAGUUCUCCACGCGUGUGGAUGUGCUGUCGCCUGAGUUUGUCAAGGAGCUGGAGAAGCUGCAGGACAACGUGCCGCCGUUUGACCGGGAGGCUGCCCGUGCCAAACUGGAGGCCAGCCUGGGCAAGAAGGUGGAGGAGGUGUUUGACGAGUUUGAGAGCGAGCCCAUCGCGGCCGCCUCGCUGGGCCAGGUCCACCUUGCCAAGCUGCGCGGCGGCCAGCGCGUGGUGGUCAAGGUGCAGCGGCCCGGGCUGAAGGACCUAUUCGACAUCGACCUCAAGAACAUCCGCGCCCUGGCGGUGUGGCUGCAGAAAGUGGACCCCAAGACGGACGGCGCGGCUCGCGACUGGGUGGCCAUCUACGACGAGUGCAGCCGCAUCCUGUACCAGGAGAUUGACUACAGGCUGGAGGGCAAGAACGCGGACCGCUUCCGUGAGAACUUUGCCGGCCAGGACUGGGUCAAGGUGCCGGCCGUGUACUGGGAGUACAGCGGCAGCGAGGUGCUGGUGCUCGAGUACUGCCCGGGCGUCAAGAUCAACGACGCCGCCAAGAUCGACGCCCUGGGUCUGGACCGCCAGAAGCUGGCGCGGCUGAGUGUGGAGUCGUACCUGCAGCAGAUCCUGCGGCACGGCUUCUUCCACGCCGACCCCCACCCCGGUAACGUGGCUGUGGACGCGGAGGGCGGCGGCCGCCUCAUCUACUACGACUUCGGCAUGAUGGGCUCGCUGGCGCCCGAGGUCAAGGGAGGGCUGCUGGAGCUGUUCUACGGUGUGUACAACCGCGACCCCGACCGCUGCCUGGAGGCGCUGACGGCCAUGGGCGUGUACGUGCCCAGCGGCGACAAGACCGCCGUGCGCCGCACCGCCGAGUUCUUCCUCAAGGGCUUCCAGGACCGCCUGGCCACUCAGCGGGCGGAGCGGGAGGUUAAGGGCGACGACUACAGCAAGUCCUUCAAGCCGCAGCGCUCCAAGGACGAGGCCAAGGAGCGCCGGAAACAGAUCCUGUCCUCCAUCGGUGAGGACCUGCUGCUCGCCGCCAACGACCAGCCCUUCCGCUUCCCCGCCACCUUCACCUUUGUGGUCCGCUCCUUCACUGUGCUGGACGGCAUCGGCAAGUCGCUGGACCCGCGAUUUGACAUCAGCGAGAUCGCGGCGCCCUACGCGCGCGAGCUGCUGCUGGAGGGCAACCCCGUGGGGGCCAAGUUCCAAAAGGAGUUCGCCAAGGGGCUGCAGCAGCAGAACCGCGCGCUGAAGAACCUGUUUGUGGGCCCCAACAAGAUCGAGGACAUCGCGCUCACCAUGCAGCGGCUGGAGCGGGGCGACCUCAAGCUGCGUGUGCGCGCGCUGGAGGCAGAGCGCGCCCUCACGCGCGUACAGGCCUGGCAGCGUGUGAUUGCCGCCGCGCUGGCCGCCUCCACGCUGGUCAACAUCGGCACCGUGCUGUCGGUGUCGGCGCUGACGGCCGGCGCCACCGCCUCCUUCGCGGGUGCGGCGCUGUUUGGCUUCAUGCUGCUCAAGAACUGGCUGACGGUGGUGAAGCUGGAGAAGAAGGAGCUGCAGCUCAGCGGACAGGUGGCGUAAGAGCGGCGGCAGCUGGAGAGGGAAAGGAGAGGAGGGGAGGAGGAGAGCAGAGUGCGGCUGUGUGUUGGUGCCUGUGUGGGUACCUGUGUACCAGAGUGUGUAUUUGUCGUGAAAUGAUAAUGCGGUGGAGUGUGGAGAGGAGCAUGGGCGUGGGCAUUUUGAGGGAUCACUACGACAGACAGAGCAAGAGCUGAGAACACAAGAGUCGGCAAGGUUUGGCACUGCCGUUUGUUUGGGGAGGCGGGUGGUGACCGGCCUGCAGUGAGGUCAAGUCUAGCGAGCGGCUUGGGCAAACUGUGUGUAUGUGUGUGGCGAAGUGGGCUUGCCAGCGAACUACAAGCAAGGCAACCUCAGCGCAGUCAACACGUGCAUACGGUUCAUAUCGGUGUGGCGCGGUCAAGGAAAUUGCCGCAAUGCGAAGGAGGAAGCGGUCACGGACGGAUCAGGAGAGUGCGAAGCGAUGCGCAUGGAGAAGCACGAGGGGAGAGGUGAAGGGCGUGCGUAGGUUGGCAGAGCUACGGCAUGUGUCGUGUGUUGCGACUGUGAAUGGUGCAGCCACGGUCGCAGCCGUGAGGAAAGCUCUGGGCCUACGAGAGACAAACAGCGGAGGUGCGCGUGCGUGUGUGUGUCUGCAAUGUCGUCGACCGUAUUAUGUUCACCAAGUAGAGGUUGGGUUUUGUUCGUAGAAGCAUUUGUCCCCUGCAUUUGUCUAGCUGGGGAAGUGGGGCGGCACGGUCAGCGGCAGCUGCCGCGCACUCGUGCGGCGCACCCCGCCCCCAUGCCGCCUUGCCCCAGUCGAGGCUGAUGCUCCUGGUUGUUGUUUGCUUUGCUGACUGAUGACUUGGCGUGCCGUGUUCCCGAAUGUGGCUCUCGCUUGACUUUGUUUCUGCGUGGACUGCCUGUCUUUGGAUUCCGCAGCUCUCUAGAGAAGCCUAGCGCGUGUGUUUGCGUAUGAUAUCAAGUAUUUUUUGGAGGGCGCUGUCAGGGAGACUUAGAAUGGUUGGGAGGCUGCAGAGCCCCGGUCGCAAAGGCUGCAGCGUCGGGCACGCCGCGCAUGUGCGCGUGGCGCUGGUAGCAUGCUAUGAGGGCUGGCUGGCACGCAAGCAGCUGCUGUUGGGCGAGAGCUCAAGGGCAGCGGGCCCUGGAAAAAACAAAAAACUUGCUGUAAAUGCUUUGGGCG
Messenger RNA from Chlamydomonas reinhardtii, 3710 nucleotides. RefSeq lists its product as uncharacterized. The record is from RefSeq and is a predicted model, not a curated record. The coding region runs from base 122 to 2530 and encodes 802 amino acids. The transcript is spliced from 16 exons. NCBI's taxonomy places the organism in Eukaryota, Viridiplantae, Chlorophyta, Chlorophyceae, Chlamydomonadales, Chlamydomonadaceae. Gene Ontology annotation, biological process: regulation of response to reactive oxygen species.